GUACCUUCGGCUGGCUAGCUAGUUAGUGUAGCAAAUGGCUGGGUAGCCGUCUGGUUGUUCGUUUAUAUAUGUAUUUCUAGCGUUUAAUAUGAUAGACAGAUGUCUGGAAUAUCUUUAUUAAAUGUCGCCGUUGUGAGGAAAGCGAGGGUGGAAUAUCCCAGGCUGUCCUGAGUGGUGGUUGAGCUGACUGCAGUGCUGGGGAAAAUGUGCAAUGGAAAGACCGAGGCAACAUCACAAGUCUGUUUUAAAUGGUCUGUGUACUUGUUGCUGGCAUUGGCGGUGGUAGACACAGGUGAAGGUUCAGGUUGUCUCAGACCUAUCAUGGUGGAGCAUGGCUCGCCUAACGUGCCAGAAACCAACAUGGGUUAUCUCCCUGAGGGAACAGUGUUGGAGUACCACUGUGAUUCUGGUUACCUGAUUGAUGGACCAAGUGUACUCACCUGCACAUCACUUGGACAGUGGUCUUCAGAACCACCACAGUGCAUACACAGUGAUGUCUGCCAGCCUCUACAUCUGCCAAAAAACGGGGGCUACACCUGCCACCCCUCUCCGUGUCGCCGACUUUCUCAUGGCACUGUGAUUGAAUUCUACUGCAAUGACGGCUACGUUUUGAAAGGCGACUAUAAAUAUCUUACCUGCCAAUAUGGGGAGUGGGACGGUCCAGUUCAGAUCAGCUGUGUCAAAGAGCAAGCUUGUCUGCCCAUAUCUAAACCAGAGAACGGGGGCUACACCUGCCACCCAUCCCCUUGUCGGUUUUCCCAUGGUACUGUCAUCGAGUUUUUUUGCCAUCCGGGCUUCGUCCUGGGCGGGGACUACAAAUACGUGACCUGUCAGGAUGGACAGUGGGACAGCCCCAUGCAGGUUAGGUGUGUCAAACAAGGGUGUAUGAGACCCUUCACGGAGCUGCACGUUUUUUCUAACCUGACCGACACUAACAUCGGCGCCUUCCCCGUUGGCGCUGUGCUACAGUACCGAUGUGACCCGGGUUACCAGCCGGACGGACCUACCAUCAUCAGCUGCACUGCCUCGGGACACUGGUCCUCAGAACCUCCUCGCUGUUUACGCACCAAUGUGUGCCAGUCUCCAUAUGAGCCAGAGAACGGAGGGUACACCUGCCACCCAUCCCCGUGUGGUAGACUCUCUCAUGGCACCGUGAUUGAGUAUUUCUGUGAUGAAGGUUACAUCCUGAAGGGAGAAUAUAAAUACCUCACCUGUCAGUAUGGCGCCUGGGACGACCUCAUGCAGAUCAGCUGCAUAAUGGAACAAGGCCGCGAUACAUCCUUACCAUUGGGGAUGCCAACUUGGUCCAUAGUGUCGUCCACAGCAAGCUCGGUGGCCCUCAUCCUUCUCUUGGUGGUGCUGUUUGUGCUUCUGCAGCCAAAACUGAAAUCCUUCAAUCGACGGGACGAGGGUGUGUCAGGCCAACCCGUGUCCAUAGUGGUGGAAGGAGUCCAGGUGACUCUACCCUCGUACGAGGAGGCGGUCAGCAAUAAUGCCUCGGCUCCCAGCUCAGAGUCUCGCGUGCAAAUUGUGUUGUCUGAGGAGCAAGCCAGUACGCCGGAGGCCGGCCCCUCUCGGCCAACUUCCUUAAAACGGCUGCACUCGGAGACGGCUGUGGUGCACCCUUUGCCGCCUUCGCCGUCCUCAUCUUCAUAUUCCAGCUGGACUCAGGAACAUGCCGACGCUUCAGCUCUGUCGCCUGACGACCGGCACGGCUUCCCUCUGCUUGACUCGGAGGUGGAGUGUUCUGAUGAUAUGCCUUUGCUGAAGCAAGCCUGAACACACAAAUGACUACACGACAGUGAACACACUUACACAAACUAAGCCAUGUGUCUCUCUGACCAUCCCAAAGCAGAACACAAGGGAGUUCCUGUACAUGUACAUAUUAACUGCAUUUUCCAAAGGAAUCCCCCUCACAGUCUAAUGUAUACCUAAUGUCUGUCUAAUGUCCCCUCUCGCUCUGUUUUGUCUACUGCUGCUUUGAAGUACACGACACCGUCACGGCUUGUGGCAUAAGCUCACGUCAGCAAUUGAUUCUGAAUGAAAAUAAUAAUGUAUGCCUCACGAAUCACCUUUCCUGUGUUAUUAUUGAUUACAUGGCUGCUUGUCUAUCACUUGACCUCACUUUGCUCUCUUAAACUUGUUCACACCUUUGUCCCCGAUGGCCUUAUCUUCCCACUUCUAUGCACACGUAUCCAAUAUGUACAAGAAGGACUUUGCAAACUGAAUGUUGCUUCGUCAUAUAAUUUAUUUGUAUGUUUGUCAUAGCAGAAAAUAUGAUACACUUAAUAUAUUAAUGCUUCAAUGUUUGUUUAAUUUAUUGUGCUGUUGACCAGUCAUGGUUAUAUUGACACUUCUUGGAAUCAUUUCAAACAGCACUUUUUUAUUGUCACUUUUACUGUCUAGUGUCAUAAGUGAUCUGGACAAAAAUGACCAUAAUAAUGGUGUGAUAUGAGUGUUAUAAUUGGUUUGCGUGUUCAACCUACACUGGUAUGAAAAUAUCUGGACCUUUUGGAAUUUCUCACACUUCUGCAUAAAUUUACCAUCAAAUGUGAUCUAAUCUUUGUCAAAAUCACACAGAUGAAAAAAUAGUGUCAUGUUUUAAUGAGGAUAGAAUGCAAACAAUGGCAGAAGGAAGAAAAAUAAGGUGAACCAUCACAUUUUAUACUUUGUGCCCCCCCCCCCUUGGCAGCAAUAACUUCAACCAGAUGCUUCCUGUAGCUGCAGAUCAGAUUAGCGCAUCAAUCAGGACUAAUCUUGGCCCAUUCUUCGAUACAAAACUGCUGUAGUUCAGUCAGAUGUCUGGCAUGAAUCGCUGUCAUUAGGUCAUGCCACAGCAUCUCAAUAGGGUUGAAGUCUGGACUUGCCACUCCAGAACACGUAUUUUGUUCUACUGAAACCAUUCUGAAAUUGAUUUACUUCCGUGUUUUGGAUCAAUGUCAUGUUACAGCAUCCAUCCUCUUUUUAGCUUCAACUGUCUGACAGACGACUUCAGAUUUUCCUGCACAACAUCCUGAUAAACUUUUGAAUUCAUUCUUCCAUUAAUGAUUGCAAGUUGUCCAGGCCCUGAGGUAGCUAAACAGCCCAGAAUCAUGAUGCUCCCUCCACCAUGCUUAACAGUGGGGGUGAAGUGUCGAUGUUAGUGAGCUGUUCUAUUUUUCUUCCACAAAUGACGUUGUGUGUUACUCCCAAAUAAUUCAACUUUGGUUUCAUCAGUUCACAAAAUAUUUUGACAAAACAUCUGUGGAGAGUCCAAAUGCCUUUUUGCGAACAUUAAACAAGCAACAAUGUUUUUUUUAGACAGCAGUGGUACCUCUGUGGAGUCCUCCCAUGAAAACCAUCCUUGGCCAUAGUUUUACAUAUAGUUGAUAUGUGCACGGAGAUAUUGGACUGUGCCAGUGAUUUCUGUAAGUCUUUGGCAGACACUCUAGGGUUGUUUUUUACCUUUCUGAGUAUUCUGCGCUGAACUCUUGGCGUCAUCUCUGGUGGACGGCCACUCAUUGGGAGAGAAGCAACAGUGCCAAACUCUCUCCAUUUGUAGACAACUCUGUCAAUUGAUGAACAUCCAGACUUUAAGCGAUGGUUUUGUAUCCUUUCCCACCUUUAUACAAAUCAACGAACCUUGAGCGCAGGUUUUCAGACAGCUCAAUGCUUCUCAUCAAUACAUUUCUCACCGGGUGUGUUUUUUUAUAGUGGGCAGGGCAGCUUUAAACCACUCACCAGUGAUUGGGCACACAUCUGACGUAAAAUGUUUGGUAAAAAAUUGGUUUCAAUUGCUCUUUAAGACUCCUUAGGCAGAGGGUUCACUUACUUAUUUUUCCCCUUUCUGUCAUUGUUUGCUUGCUAUCCUCAUUAAAAUAUGAAAACCUAUAAAUGUUUGGGUGGUUUUAGUUAAGGCAGACACUGUAUUUUCAUCUGUGUGAUUUUGACAAAGAUCACAUUUGAUGGUGAUUUUAUGCAGAAAUGUGAGAAAUUCAUUUUUCAUACCGCUGUACAUGACUUGUUGCUUUGUAAAUAUUGUAAUUUAAUGUAUGUAAAGUUUUAAUUUAAAUAACAAUGUAGCAUUUUGUCACAAUCAUGUUUGAUUAAAUAUUAAUGUUCCAAUUGCAUUUACCUCAUUUCAUGUC
Molecule: messenger RNA, 4127 nt
Organism: Corythoichthys intestinalis (scribbled pipefish)
Lineage: Eukaryota; Metazoa; Chordata; Actinopteri; Syngnathiformes; Syngnathidae
Product: sushi domain-containing protein 6-like
Exons: 10
Coding region: 205-1779 (524 amino acids)
Biological process (GO): DNA damage response
Source: RefSeq, a predicted model, not a curated record